GACGAAAAAGUCCUUGCGAAUAAGCAGGCAACUUGGUGGUAUCAUCACAUUCAUCUCUGUUUUCUGUUUUUGUUGAAUUUCUCUUUCUGAUUGAAGAAAGAAGGAGAAAUGGAUCAAGUAUUCAACAAGGUUGGAUCCUAUUGGUUCAAUCAGAAAGCCAGCAAGGAGCUUAAUUCCGUCGGUGAUGAAAUCAAUUCACUGUCCAACAGUAUUGAAGGCGGAACCAAAUGGUUGGUCAACAAAGUAAAAGGAAAAAUGCAGAAGCCAUUACCAGAGUUGUUAAAGGAGUAUGAUCUACCAAUAGGAAUCUUUCCUCGUGAUGCAACAAACUACGAAUUUAACGAAGAGACGGGAAAGCUUGAAGUCUUCAUCCCUCAGGUCUGCGAAGUAGGCUAUAAGGAUUCAUCCGUCUUGCGUUUCUUCACCACCGUUACUGGUUAUCUGGAGAAAGGAAAGCUAGCAGACAUCGAGGGAAUGAAGACAAAAGUAAUUAUCUGGGUAAAAGUGACAACCAUUUUCUCCGAGGGAUCAAAGCUCUAUGUGACUGCUGGCAUGAAGAAAACAAGGAGUAGGGAAGCAUAUGAUGUUACAAGAGAUGGUGUACCUGUAGAUAAGUUCUAAAACUUUCAUAUGAUAAUCUGUAAAAGCCUUUGUUGUUUUAUACACCAUUUUAAGUCUUUUUGUAUGGUUGGGUUGUGAUUUGAGAAAUGUGGAAAGUCUCUUUAGUAUUCGAUGAUUAUGAUCAAUUAACUGUUGCUGUUUGGUAGUUUACAUCUUCACUAAUUUUUCACA
Molecule: messenger RNA, 792 nt
Organism: Medicago truncatula (barrel medic)
Lineage: Eukaryota; Viridiplantae; Streptophyta; Magnoliopsida; Fabales; Fabaceae
Exons: 3
Coding region: 109-621 (170 amino acids)
Source: RefSeq, a predicted model, not a curated record